Molecule: messenger RNA, 801 nt
Organism: Haliotis rubra (blacklip abalone)
Lineage: Eukaryota; Metazoa; Mollusca; Gastropoda; Lepetellida; Haliotidae
Product: extensin-like
Exons: 2
Coding region: 1-801 (266 amino acids)
Source: RefSeq, a predicted model, not a curated record
AUGACGGACAACUCCACAGUCAAGGGUGUCAUCAGUGAAGUGUCCUCAAGAGCAAAGGCAACGUCACACCAAGUCCACCCACCUACAAGUCCACCCACUAGACGUCCACCCACCAGCAAGUCCAUUCACUUACACGUCCACCCACCUACAAAUCCACCCACCAGCAAGUCCAUCCACCUACAAGUCCACCCACCAGCAAGUCCACCCACCUACAAGGCCACCCACCUACAAGUCCACCCACCUACACGUCCACCCAUCUACGAGUCCACCCACCUACGAGUCCACCCACCAGCAAGCCCAUCCACCUACAAGUCCACCCACCAGCAAGUCCAUCCACCUACAAGGCCACCCACCAGCAAGUCCAUCCCACCUACAAGUGCAUCAACCUACAAGUCCAUCCACCAGCAAGUCCACCCACCUACAAGUCCACCGACCUACAAGUCCAUCCACCUACAAGUCCACCCACCUCCGAGUCCACCCACCAGCAAGUCCACCUACCAGCAAGUCCAUCCACCUACACGUCCACCCACCUACAAGUCCACCCACCUACAUGUCCAUCCAACUACAAGUCCACCCACCUACAAGUCCAUCCACCUACACGUCCACCCACCUACAAGUCCAUUCACCUACAAGUCCAACCACCAGCAAGUCCACCCACCAGCAAGCCCAUCCACCUACACGUCCACCCACCUACAAGUUCACCCACCAGCAAGUCCACCCACCAGCAAGUCCUACACGUCCACCCUCCUACGAGCCCUCCCACCUACAUGUCUGAGAUGUUUGACAAGCACCUGCAGCUAA